Molecule: messenger RNA, 2672 nt
Organism: Orbicella faveolata
Lineage: Eukaryota; Metazoa; Cnidaria; Anthozoa; Scleractinia; Merulinidae
Biological process (GO): L-arabinose metabolic process
Cellular component (GO): cytoplasm
Molecular function (GO): alpha-L-arabinofuranosidase activity
Source: RefSeq, a predicted model, not a curated record
GGGGGGUGCGGUGGACGCAUCUCCCGCAGCUCUUGGAUACGGCUAUCAUCAAUGUUCCUCCGCUGCCUUGAUCUUGUGUCAAUUUACGCAGGUCAGGCAGACUCAAUUCAUAUUUUUCUCGUGCGCGAGUCAGUUGUCCUUUAUUUCUUGAAUUGCUUCUGGCUAACAGUCUUGAGCAUAGAUUGACCAUGACAGCUCAAACACCAUUCCUUUCUUAGCAUCAGACGCGGGAAGCGAAUUGUUUAUCAGCACAAAUGAGAAACCAGACACAAAGACGAUGAUCAGUGAAGUAGAUGGAGGAUUUGCCACUUACCCGUAUGAGUAUGAUAGGUUCACAAACCAAAAAUCUCUCCCUAUUUAUUUAAAGAAAGGUAAGUAUUACUACAUGGAGGCUAUCAUGAAAGACGAUCAUCAGAAUGAUCACCUGGAAGCUGCAGUACAGACACCAGACGGGACAUUUUACAAAGUGAUACCCUCCAAGUUCCUAUGGACGACAUUACGGACUCCGCCUGCACAAAAUGCCACUUAUCAAGCCAUUUUACUGAGAGUAGCAGCACGUGCCGGAGCAAAAGCUGGUUCAUCAUUUGGAGCAAGGUGGGCGAUGAGCAGUGGAGCAAAAGCAGGAGCAAAGGCUGGUGCCUUGGCAGGAAUGGAGGCUGGAGCAUCGGCAGGAACAACGGCCGGCACUAAAGCUGCUAUUGAAAUGACAACGAAAACCCUUCAGGAGGCUUUAAACGAUUUUCAUGGAGAUAAUUUGCACAAAUUUAAGAUUUUUGUUAAGAACGGAAGUGUGGUCGGCGUAACAGGUCCUGGAAUUGAUGGAUCCGGCGGAGCUGCUGGUGGAGGUGUAGUUGGAGGCGGAGGCGGUGGUGGAGGUGGCGGUGGCGGUGGAGGUGGCGGUGGCGGUGGAGGGGCUGGCACUCCUGGGACAGCCGGUACUGCUGGAACUGCUGGAACCGCAGGAACAGCAGGGACCAGUGGGGUAGGAGCUACAACCGGAGGCGGAGGCGAAGGCGGUGUCAUUGGAACUGGUGCUGGAAGUACUGCCGGAGGUGGUGGAUCUGUAGCUGGAGGAUCGGAAGGUGGGACGGCUGCGGCUGGAGGUGUAGCAGGAGGUGCAGGCGCUGGCGGCAGUGUUGGAGCGGCUGCUGGAGGGGCUGCAGGCGGUGCUUCCGUUUCCGAAUCUGGAGUCACAAGCAGUUCUCAAGUUACUUCAUCUACCAGCACAGUAAGCGGUGGUGUUGCUGGAGGUGGGAGUACUGGAUUUAGUGGCGCAGCCGGAAAUGGUAUUUCUGAAGCCGCCGCGUAUGCGAUUAGAGAACUGACUUAUAUUCCAAAACCAGGCGAAGAUCCCCAAGCUAUUGCCAGGUCACUGGUCUGGAGGGUGGGUGGUGCGACAAAAAGUAAGUCGACUUAAAGUAUCCGGGAAGGAGGUUAUAUUUACUUCUCGCAAAAACUGAACUUAUAUCUACAAAUUUGCUAACGCAUUAGAGUUUAUGUUUGCUGACUUAAGACAGUUUGGUGGGGAUUCUUCUCACUCUAAUUAGCAUUUCGUUCUCACAUAAAAUGCAAAACAAUCAAAUCGAGUAUUUUUAAAACAUCAACGGAGUGACAGUAUAUUUUUUACACAGCAACUCCAUGAUGACAACUAAGGUAUGCAGUCUAUAUAGCGAUUUAAUUUUGUUCCCAUAGUUUACGUUAUGCAAGUGACAUAUCUUAAAUUGGAACUGCGGAGAAAGAUGUGAAGAAUUCCGCUCAAGACCUGACUGCAUUAUUUUCUUAGGCUUUAUUUUCAAAACUGCUUAGGUUGUGUAUAUAACUGCGAUGGUAAUUCACGUUUUUACAUCUUACUCUGUAGUUCAAAAAUAUGAUCUUUCAUGUAUUCACUUGUAUUCUUCUCCGUCUACGGUAUAUUACGAACUCACAACGCGACCAGGUCCCAGUUCGAUUGAUAGCUCCGUUGGAAGAGCGCUGCACCGGUAUCGCACAGGUCAUGAGCUCGAAUACCGUACAUGCCUAAAUGUUUUUCUGGGUUUAUUUUCAUAGCUGCUUCAGCUGUGCACAUAACUGCGAUGAUCAUUAAUAUACUUCAUGCUUACAUUGACAUCAUUUACAUGUAUGAACCAUAUUUGCACGUAUCGUAUAUGCAUUCGUAUAUACACGCAUCCAUACUCAAUUCUCGGUAUACUGGAACUAGCUUGUAAUAAUAUAAUGGAGGCUCAGAUGGGGGAAUAUCGCUAAAAUGAGAUGAAUGUGAUUUGCAUUUGAUAAGACUUCCCAUAUUAGCCCCAGUUGCAAGCUCAUUUCAGUCCAAUACAGAGAAUACGAAUGUAGCCUUUUCUUUUUUUCUGGCAUUCACGUUUAUACACGUAAAUCCCUUUUUGAGUUAUUUUCCUAGUUUAACAGAAACAUUUACUUGACUCUAGUUGUAGCAAAUGCAAUGUACACGUUUCAUGCUUAUGACGACCCAUACGCACAGGAAAACUUCACGCUUAACCACUGCUGGCGGUCCGUGGACGGUCGGUUCUUCUUGAAGCAGUUCUGUCACGUGUUCAUUGCGCGUGUGCCCUCCCUCUACGGAAAACCCGUCGACAGCAUCUCUUUUGAGUCUGCGUGUUUGCCUGGUUAUUUUCUGAGGCAGAAGAACUACCACUUUUUUCUGCGAAAGAGGG